AUGGAUCCAAACGCUGGAUCUUUUGAGCCGGGACAAGGUCGGAUACCGAGUGAAGAAGGUAGAGAGAAUUCGUUAUUAGGUAGAUUGCAACACUUGGAUUUGGGAGGAGAGACGGGGACGGAGCAGGGUGGCUUGGUGCUGCAGUGGGGUCAGUCGCUGCAAGGAGCUCAGCUGCAACAGACAUAUAGAAACGGACAUCCUAACCAAUAUCAAACAUUCCUCGAUACGGGCUCGACUGGAGCACAUCAUCUUCAAUCAUCAAGCGACGUGGGCGUACAGAGAAGCUUACCAGCACCUGGCAGCUUGCAAUCACUGGGUGCCUUGCAUAUCAAUCAAGGACAACAACAAUUCUUAAAUUCCUCUCAGCCACUGUCAUCAAGUUCAGCACAGGCUACCUUUCAAGGCAACUAUAAUCAGAGCCAAACAUCCUACAAUUGGGCACAGCCAGCACAAUCACUGGGAUACCUCCCUUCUUCUGCAAUUCUGGCCAGGAACUUCAACGGCUUGCCACUUACUGUUGGAUCUCCGAUAGUAGGAGAAAGUCGCGAGCCAGUUGAGGGUAUAGAGAACGAAAUUCUCGAGCUCGAGAGGCAGGUUGAACAAGAGUACAAAGAUUUUUGUUAUCACCGCUCAAUACGACAAAACAGAGAAGUUAGCUUCGACAACCUCAAAGCGUACGUUGCUGUACUUGAACAGACCCUGUUAAACACAUUCCAACGAAGUCAACAACUCCAAAUCAAGCUCUUGUUCGGCGCAGAUAUCGGAAAUCAAUUUGAAAACUUGGUUGCAACACUAUUGACACACUUGUUUCCACAAGUAGAAGAGAAGUUUUUGAAGCGUAAUUGGGAAAAAAUACGCCGUGGGAAACGUCCUCUACCCCGAUUCCCACCUGGUGGUCCUGUAUAUCUGAACAGGACACCGAAACUAUUCAAGAUUCAAAUCAAGCUUGUGAUCAAAGCCUACGCGAUCCUCGAAAGUAAUUUGUGUGUCUGCAAAAUUAAGGAACAGGAAUACGACGACAGCAUUGACGUAGAAGCGGUUCACGAGCUACAAGAAUACCAAUUUGAAGAGGCUUGCACUGAAGUCGAGUACCCUGCUGAUACCUUUCCCAUCCCCAAUAGCUUUUUGCCUACUACCAGUGAAGGGGGAAAGAUUCCGGUUCAGAGCUUCGCUCGUGUUAUAGAGAGAAUAUCGUACUUUUUUUGUUUUGAUCCUCCAUUGAGUCCAGACGCUGUACCUUUGGAGAACCUCGUAGCGAAGGAUAAGGAUCUGGUGCAUAUUUGGGCUGGCUCGGGUUCGGCCAGUGGGAAAGAGACUGUUAGACGAAGAGAGAGAACUCCUAUUAAGACUGGCACAAUUCUCAGGAAGAGAAAGAGUAGUGCUAGGAUUGGAUUUGGAAUGGAUGGUUCGGGUUCCUCUGAAGAUAUUGGGCAAUCAAGUCCAGGUCCAAGUCCUAGAAGAGACUCGGGAGUAGACUCUGUUAUGGCAUCUGAAGCCGAUUCCGAUGAUUCAAUCAUUACUGUUAUUAAUAUUCCAACUUAUGAUGUUGAGGAAGAUAUGGUCAAGCCUUUGAAUGUUGGGUCGCUCGAUGGUGAGGGAAAUCUCAUUACGAUUGGGAAGAUGGAAAGUGGUUUGAAGAUGUUGCGGGAAGAUAAGAUGAGUAAGAAUCUUCAUGAUGAGUUGGAAUAUUCAUCAACUCCGAGUAAAGUAAAAGGAAAAAGUAUUGCGUCGAUGGAUAUGGAUGAUUCAAAGGGAGAGGGCGCAGAUGACUUUUCUUCGUCGUUGAGAGGUCUCAGUCGUAUCCUGGCGAGUAACCAUAGGAUGUUUCUAGCAAGUAGGGAGGAGGAAGAUCGAAUCAAAGAUUCGGAUAAUAAUGUUUUCGCUAAGAACAAAUCAUUGAGUACUAAACAUAGUACUCCAACGGGUUUACCACUACCAUCAGACAUCCUCGACACACCUGCCGAAGAUACACAAGCUGUUUGGCAUGAAUACGCGUUUCCUGGAAGCAAGAAUGAGUCAGACUCUCAUACCACAUCAGUGUCUAGCUGUGAUAAUAUCAAUAGCUCUGAGAGCGAGAAUGAACUGGAAAGACUUUUCAAGGUGGAUUCAGUACAUACCUCGGAGCCUGAAAUUCGAGAUGGAUAUCUAUCUUACGAAAUUUCCACUCCUAUCAACAUUAAAGACUUCGAUUUCGAUUCUGAAAAUGAGAAUAAAUCGACAUGUUACUCUAACGUGGAGUGCGUACAGGAUUCGGAAACCGAGAGGAAGGAUAAAGAUCCUGAUAUAAAGUUUACUCAUGAAAUCGAUAUCGAUUUGAACCUCGAAGAAGAAGAAAAAGAGCCGGAAAAAAUAGUCAAAAGUCAACAUGAACUACUUUGGGAUGAAAUAUCGAAAUCUGUUGAUAAAGCUCUCGAUGCAUCGCAAGAGAAUAGACGGAAAGAGAGCAUUCGAGGAUUUUCUCUCAAAGUACCUCAUUUAGUUUAUGAGGCUAAGCAGGGCCUUUAUCGCUCGCCUUCUCCUACUCGUUCUAGCAAGAGUAAUGAGAUUGUGGGGGAGGUGAGUUCGUUGAAGGAGAUAGAGUUUUGUGCUAGUGGACUUAAAGAUUGUGGUAUGGAGGAAGGUAAUUUGGUAGCAAGUGUUGAGGAAUUAGGCAAAGACUGCUCAGCUCAAAUGCAAAGAAAGGAUGAUCGUACGAUUGCGAGUCGAGAGGGGGUUUCGAGUAAUUUUGGAAGCCCGAUCUCGUUGUCUGUGAUGGGGAGUGGGGGAAGAGAUUAUCCUGAGUCUGGGUUGACGGAAGAUGAGGGUGAUUUGGGUGUGAGUAUUGGUGUGGAUGAUGAAAACUGCAAAUCGUCGGAUUCUCCGUGUCGGCAAGUUAAAAUACGUAUUUCUGGGGAUGAGGUUGACGGGCACUCUUCAGAUCACAAGGGAAUUCGUGAAGACUCGGUGGAGCGUGAAAAUGAACGCAAUAUUGCGAAUUCAGAGCGCUUUUCGCCUGUGCAUCAGAGAGUCAUACAACUGAUGACACCUAAGCAUGGUCGGUAUCGCACGGUUAGAGAAAAGGUUGGUAAAACCCCAGCGAGUUACCGGAUGUCUGAUGCGCAGGUAAACAAGAAGAAUGCGUCGCAUGGACUGGGGAGUGUUGCCAUGGAGAGAAAGGCUUCACGAUAUCCGGCGAAAGAGAGAGCUUUCUCGCAGCCUUGUUGGUCGAAUAAGAUGAAUUGGGUUCAUCAUUUUUCGCCUGGUUCGUUUAGAGCUGAUGAGUCUAAGGAUUCUGAUGGGAAUGGAUCGGAGGAAUGGUUGCUGGGAAAGGAGGGAUGUAGUGAGAUUGAAGAGGAGAUGGAAAAAUUCUGGAAACGCAAUUCGGAGGGACCGAUGGCUCAGUUUAGGAAGGCGAUGGAGAAUAUGAAUACGGAGACUGAUACUAAGAGAGAAGAAAGAAAGAAGCUUCCGGUGAUGGAUCGAAAGAUGAAGAGGAAGAUGGCGGAUUUAGGAUCGUGGGAAUCCACGACGGAUGAGAAUGAACGGGUUGCGAUAGGUCCUAUGAUUAUACGUCGUUCGAUGCCUCAAUUGGAUGGCCCUAGCUCGCCACCAUUGCUAGUGGCGGAGUCUCCGGCUGGAAGCACUCGCUCUCCAUCUCCUCGUAAGAGACUACAAAAGGUUAAUCGGUCGAAAUCGCCUACUCUGAUGAAGUCGUCUAGUUCUUCGCUGGGGAAGAUUUUUCAGAAUUCGAGGGUGGAGGGGAUGGAGGGGGAGGUUAGGGAUUUGAAGAGGGAAGUUGAAGAGUUGAAAAAUAUGAUUGGGAGGUUAGAGAGGGAAUUUGAAGUGGCUGUUAGUUCUAGGGGUGAGGGUGUGGGUGUGGGUGUUAAUAGGAUAGAAGGGCGGUUCAUGGACAAAAUGAAUGAUGUUUGGAGUGUGGUUUAUGGGAAAGAUUGGGAGGAAGAGGAUACUGGCGAGGAAGGACGGGGUUGGAUAUAUUUGGAGGAGAUAGAGUGGAUGAGAGAGGUUAGGGAUGUGGGAUUGUUGAAGAUUGUGGGAAGGAUGAAGAAGGAAAAAGAUAUGGAGGAGAUUAUGCGUGCGGUGGAUGGAUUCUUGAAGGAAAAACAAAACAAAUCAUUUGAGAAAGAUCUGAUGGUACCGAGUUCGAUAAAUACUGAGCUUGAGAAUGAGGAUGUUUCUGCUCCGAAAAUAUCGAUGGAAAAACGCGGUAGUAGGGGGUCCGCGAUUGGUGGGAGGUUGAGAAUAGAUCAGUCUUGUACUGUAAUACCGCAGCGAGAGAUUGGAGAAUUGUCCGAGGAUGAGGUGGGACUGGAGGGGGAGAUUGCGGGAUCGAAGGGAGAAAGAUGGGAUUUGAAAGGUGAGAAGAGUGAGGGAUGUGAUAUAGGGAUGCUUGGUGAUGUUCGGGCGGGAGAUUGGAUUAUCAGUAGGGAUUCAGAAGUGAAGGAUUGUGGGUUGGUAUCUGCUGUACCUUUGUGUGUGGAUCAGACUGGGGUUCAAUCUGAAAGUAGGACUCCGCGUCCUUUAAAUAUACAAAAGCUUUCAGACCUACCACGUCUUGAAAGUAGUGAAGAGAUUGAAAGAGAGAGGAUGAGGAAAGCGGAGGAGAGCCGGAAAAGCGAGAUGGUUUGUGGAAGAGUGACUCGGAAUGAAAAGUGCGAAAAGCGAGGUGGUGAUAAUGAAUCGGAGUUGGAACAACUUGAUGAGGGCUUUAAUAAGGAGUACAAACGCAAUAGGAAGGUGGAGAUGAGAUAUGUUGAUAGCGAGGGGAAUUUUAUGGAUCAGCGAGAUGCUUUUAAACAUUUAUCGAGCCAGUUUAAGGGCCUGAAAGGUGGUAAAAGAAGAGAGAAAGGAAAGGGGAAGGAAGUUGAGAGAAUGACUGGAAUUGUGGGAGAGGGAGAGGGAGUUGGAGUGAUGAAAUGUGAACACGGGUGUAAAAUUAUUGGGGGUCGGAGAUUGAAUGAUAUGGAAAUGGAGGGGUUGCUUGAUGCUGAAAUUCUGGGGGGGAAGGGUACGGAAAUGGAGAAGAGCGAUUUUGAUGUAUCGGUAAAAGGAAAUGGAAAGGGGGCAGAAGUAGAAAGAGGGGUGGAGGAGGCAGAAAAGAAAGUGGAAGAUCUGGUUAAAGAUUUAUUAAAGAAACAGGAAGGAGAAAGAAUGAAAAGAGAGGAAUGGUGGGAGAGGGAACGGGAAGGGGACAAGAAGGAGAUUCAGAGACUUGGGGGUGUGGUGGAGGAAUUGAGGGAGUUAAUUUUGAGUGGGAUAGAGAAGGGGAAGGAGAAGGAGAAGGGAGGGGUUUGUAACAGUGAGAGGAGGAUGUUGGAAGAGGACGGACAUGAAGAUAAAGAUAAAGAUGAAAUGCACGAUUGUGAUAAACCGGGUUGUUGGUGUCAACCGAGUGGAAGUGGAAGCGGGAUGAAGGGUGGGAGGAAACAUGAAUGUGGUGCGAGUAAUGUGGCGAAUAUGAGGGCGAGGGAUGUUUAUGGUGAUGGGGAUAAAGACGAAGAUGGAGAAUGGGAUUCUGAAGAAAGGGGGGUGAGAAGUGGAAAUGGGAAGGGCUUCUGGGAUUGGGUUGGUGGAGGGAUUUUGUGGAGACAGGAUUGA
This is a messenger RNA of Botrytis byssoidea, 5595 nucleotides long. RefSeq lists its product as uncharacterized. NCBI's taxonomy places the organism in Eukaryota, Fungi, Ascomycota, Leotiomycetes, Helotiales, Sclerotiniaceae. The transcript is spliced from 3 exons. The record is from RefSeq and is a predicted model, not a curated record. Gene Ontology annotation, biological process: mRNA splicing, via spliceosome. Bases 1 to 5595 code for a protein of 1864 amino acids.